Suillus bovinus is the source of this 921-nucleotide messenger RNA. RefSeq lists its product as uncharacterized. The record is from RefSeq and is a predicted model, not a curated record. Gene Ontology annotation, molecular function: zinc ion binding; nucleic acid binding. The transcript has 4 exons. Lineage: Eukaryota; Fungi; Basidiomycota; Agaricomycetes; Boletales; Suillaceae. The coding region runs from base 1 to 921 and encodes 306 amino acids.
AUGACGCGGAUUACGGAUUUUGGUCGAAAGCGCACGCAUGUGCAAGCGGGCUUUCCUGACGAUUCCGAGCCUGUUGAACCACCAACAGAGCCACAAGCUUCGACGUCCAUUCUACCAUCCGAAAGCCAGCCACACGAUCAUCCAGUUCCUCCAAAAAAGAAAAGAAAGCGUACAAAAAAACCAAAAGAAAAUGGUGGUGAUGGCGAGGACAAGGCACAGGACGCUGGUGAUACUGGAACAGCGGAACUUCAAGUUAAGCCCAAGAAGAAACCGAAGGAUAAACGGAAACCAAAGACUCGGCCAGAUCCUGCUCAACGUUCUGAAUCCAGACGGCAGAAACGAAUUGCGCAGAAAUACGCAGACACUACUUGUUUUGCAUGUCGCGAAAAAGGGCACACUGCAAGAGACUGUCCAACCAUACGCAGCGGUGGUGGUGGUGGUGUAACGAGACAAAGGACUGUUGGAAUAUGUUAUCGUUGUGGUUCAAAUCAGCACACUCUCUCGCGAUGCAAGGCCCCAGAAGACCCUCAUCAUCCUCUUCCAUUUGCAUCAUGUUUUGUGUGUUCUGGUAAGGGUCACUUGGCAUCAUCUUGUCCACAAAACAAGGACAAGGGUGUCUAUCCAAAUGGAGGCUGCUGCAAACUUUGUGGCGAAACGUCUCACUUGGCCAAAGACUGCGGACUGAGAAAACAAGCUCAAUCUGGAACCGCAACUUUGUUUGGGACGGGCCAAGACGCCGGUGCGGACGAAGACGACUUUCACACAUUCAAGCGGCGGAAUGCAGAUAUAGACAGGGAUAUAAAGAAAGAUGAGAGGGUAAAGAAAAUGGCUGAUGUAAAGUUUGCACCGUACACGGGGACGGUGAAAGCCUUUGGGACCCAUGUCGGAAACUCUGCGAAGGUGAAGGUCGUUUACUUUUGA